This is a messenger RNA of Ceutorhynchus assimilis (cabbage seed weevil), 668 nucleotides long. The record is from the annotation of a GenBank genome assembly. NCBI's taxonomy places the organism in Eukaryota, Metazoa, Arthropoda, Insecta, Coleoptera, Curculionidae.
AUGUGUGAAACAAUGGCAGAAUUCGAUAUACCUCAUAAGAUUAUAAGACUAACAAGAGUUUGUGUAAAAGGUUCCAGUCGGAUGUAUUCAGGAAGGUUGUCAGGGACUCCAAACUCGAACAGAGCUCUUCCAGGCGAAUGGUUCGCAACUAAUACUUAUGCAGAUAAUAUUGAAGUGGUGGAAACUAACUUAUUAAAUCGCAAAGAAACGUUUGUUAAAUUGGAGCACAAGGCAACUAAAAUGGGUCUAAAGAUCAACGAAGGCAAGACUAGAUACAUGCAUAUCUCUAGGAGACGCAGAGGGAGAGUUGGACAAAGUGUGAAGCAGUUCAAACAAAGACGAGAACUAAUACGAAGGCGUAUAUCUCUUAGAUCCAGGUCAAACCCAUUUGAUUUUCCUGACCAAAGAUUUAGAGAACUUUUUCGUCUGGACAAGAGAUUGGUGCGAAAUUUAAUGGAAGAGUUAAGGCCAUUGUUAGAAGACCGUAAGAGCAUGAAAGGUGUUGAUUUUGAGUCAAAAAUAUUUUGUGCUCUAAGGUACUAUGCAGUAGGCUCUUACCAGAGAUGCGUUGGUUGGCCUCAAGGAAAGUAACCAGCAUCUCCCAAAGCCGGUCCCAGACACUACGUGUAUUCGGCGAAUAUUCGUUAUUCGCCUUCUCUUGCUUCGUG